AUGCCUCAGUCGAAGCUUUCCCCCACCCAGCUCGAUGAGCUCCAGAAGGCUACCCAUUUUGAUAAAAAGGAACUGCAACAAUGGUAUAAAGGGUUUUUGAAGGACUGCCCCUCGGGGACCUUGACCAAGGAGGAGUUCCAAAAGAUCUACCGACAGUUCUUCCCUUUUGGCGAUCCGUCAUCAUUUGCCAAUUAUGUGUUCCGUGUCUUCGAUUCGGAUAAUAGCGGGAUGAUCGAUUUCAAGGAGUUUAUCUGUGCAUUGUCGGUCACAUCCCGGGGCAAGAUGGAGGAUAAGUUGGAUUGGGCGUUUCAACUGUAUGACAUUGAUGGCGAUGGUAAGAUCACGUAUGACGAAAUGCUCGCCAUCGUGGAGGCAAUCUAUAAGAUGGUCGGCUCGAUGGUGAAACUUCCCGAAGAUGAGGACACGCCCGAGAAACGAGUUCGCAAGAUUUUCCGUAUGAUGGACAAAGAUGAGAAUGGCAGCCUUGACAUGGAGGAGUUCAAGGAGGGUAGCAAGCGCGACGAGACGAUCGUGAGCGCCCUGUCUUUGUAUGAUGGACUGUGCGAUGGCAGGACCCCUUGCGCACGAUGCAAAAGCCUGAACACACCCUGUCUGCGCCAGAUCCGAGCGAUCGAGUUUCGCGAUCAAGGCCCGGCCCUGCGACAGAAAUAUCAGUCGACAUCGCAGCCCUCGCACCUCUCACCGGUCUCGGAUCGCGAAGGUGGUCCUCCCUCACGGUCGACCCGGUCCAAUGUCCGAUAUCUGCCAGUUGCCUUUCCGACUAACGAGACGGUGUCGCAUUCGCUAUCCGUUACCGCUGUCUCAUCCCUACAAACCCAAGUAUUUACCAACUUCGUCCUAUCAGCUUUCCCUUGUUAUUUCAAGUGCACCGAAACACAAGUGCCGGUCAAUUGGGUGGAAUAUGUCGAAAAUCGGAGAGGGACUAAUUCAUGUUUCGAUUGGGCUCUUCGCGCUUGCACUACCUCCUAUGCGGGCGCUGUGCACAAUGAUCAGCGACUGCUGAAAGAAGCUCGGGUGAUGUAUAUUCAGGCCUUGCGGAGCCUUGGCGGGUUGUUGUCCCACAUCUCAACGGCCAAAUCGGACGAGGCCUUGGCGACGGCUAUUACCCUCGCGGUUUAUGAGAAACACCACUGUACCGAUGCAAACUCGUGGCUUAAACAUGCGUCAGGGGUCCGGACGCUGAUGAAGCUCCGUGGCCCGUCGGCUCAUCUUCACGGGUUCGGUUGUGCCAUGUAUGUCGCUUAUCGAAGCUUCUUGGUCACAGCGGCCUUGGUAUCCGGGGAAGAAUGCUUUCUGCAGGAGCCUGAGUGGCAGGCCCUCAAUGAAGAAAUUGCGGCGAACAACGCCAAGCUACCCGAUUCAUCCUUGUAUACGGAUGUUGUGGAGCGCGGCUUCCUGGAGAUCCUGAAGAUACCCGGGCAUGUAAAGCAAGUGCGCAAGUUGCUUUCCCUUUCAUCGGAGGAAAGGGCCAGGCGUCAGCCAGACGUCUUGCGUAGCGUCCAGGCCGCUCGUGCGGCGCUUCGAGGGAUCAACACGGAGUUUGGCAUCUCGGUGUCGAUGCGCCGUGCUGGUCAAGGUGCUCGACAGGGCUUCAUCGGCCCGUCUCCAAAUUUCUUCCUCGACGGUUACUCCACGCUUUUCGCGAGUGGUGUUCGCUCCGGCCUGCUGAUCCUCAACCAGCUGGUCAUCGCCACGGAUCCGACACAGCGAGCUUCGCUCGAGUUAGAAUGCCAACUUCUUUCGGGCGAACGUUGUUCGAGCCUGGCCAGCUGUGAAGACCCUGUAGUACGUCCAUUAACACCACCAGACUCUCCACACGCGCCGCAGCUAGUAGUGGAGUCUUUGAUCACUCCCUCAUACAGAAAGCCACCCACGACAGACUGGAUGGAUCAUAUUGCAGCGACGAUGGGUAUGGAUGGUGUACGGGUGAGCUUGCUUGAAUAA
Messenger RNA from Aspergillus nomiae NRRL 13137, 1965 nucleotides. Its product is annotated as EF-hand domain-containing protein. The transcript has 5 exons. NCBI's taxonomy places the organism in Eukaryota, Fungi, Ascomycota, Eurotiomycetes, Eurotiales, Aspergillaceae. The record is from RefSeq and is a predicted model, not a curated record. Gene Ontology annotation, molecular function: calcium ion binding. Bases 1 to 1965 code for a protein of 654 amino acids.